AUGUUUAUAUUCUCCGCCAUUUUCGAGCUGAUGCCAAACUUUUUGAAAAGAUCUCAGGAGGAUGGUCUUCUUUUCGAUUUCAGGACUGUACGCGAUUUUUCAAAAUGGACCGAAAUUUCGGAUACAGUUCGUGCAGCCGGGAGAUCCAAGGCCAUAAUUACAUCACAUCACGGAGCAGUAAGUGUAUACUUAGCAACUGAUGGAACUGUCCAGAAAUUUGGUUGUGCAAUCUUCUUCUACCUAUUAGAUCCACUACCAAACGGUGCCUGUUUCGCAGGUGUGAGGUAUAAUGGCACCCGGUGGAACCUGAGCGACUACGAUGGAAUCGAGGCCGAAUUACGUUGCACAGGGUCCAAUGAGUGGUUUAAGAUCGCCUUUGACCAAAAGUACUCAUACGAAAAGCAGUUCCAGAUGAAAGCUUUCCACCGAGGCAAACCCGUGGACAAUGCUCCCCCGCUGAACACGUCCAAUCUCGACUUUGGUAUCCAAGUCUUUGGUGGCAUCUAUGAAAAGUUUAAACAGUCCGGGCCUGGUAGUCUUCAAAUAAACUGGGUGCGGGCCUACAAAACCCCAAAAUGA
Dibothriocephalus latus is the source of this 579-nucleotide messenger RNA. The record is from the annotation of a GenBank genome assembly. Lineage: Eukaryota; Metazoa; Platyhelminthes; Cestoda; Diphyllobothriidea; Diphyllobothriidae.